GUGUGUCGGUGUCAGCGACAAACAAACCGUCCGUGAGGGACAGAGGGCCGCUUCAGCAGCAGCGGAUGAAUAGCGGGACUCACAAAGGGACGCGCACUCAUGCAUGAAUGUGUGCGCGUGUGCAGUAAUCUGGGUCUGGUGGAGCUUUUCCAGGACCUCGCCGUGGAUGUGCCGCUGCUGAUGGGUCUGAGUGCCCCGCUUCGCUGCAUGUGUCCUGGGAUGAAGUAGUUCUCCUCCUCGUUCACCAAAGGAACCUACUGUUGAAGUCACCUUUUCGCUCCUCAUGGUGCUCGGACGAGACAUGGACGGGAUCGGCCACACCAUGCAGAAGAAAGCCGCGGAGCUGGAGCGGCUGGCCGAGGUGCUGGUCACCGGGGAGCAGCUCAGGCUGCGGCUCCACGAGGCCAAGGUGAUCAAGGACCGGCGGCACCACCUGCGGACGUACCCCAACUGCUUCGUGGCCAAGGAGCUCAUCGACUGGCUGAUCGAGCACAAGGAGGCCUGCGACCGGGACACCGCCAUCAAGAUCAUGCAGAAGCUGUUGGACCAGAGCAUCGUUCACCACGUGUGCGACGAGCACCGGGAGUUCAAAGACCUGAAGCUGUUCUACCGCUUCCGCAAGGACGACGGCACCUUCCCGUUGGACAGUGAGGCCAAAGUCUUCAUGAGGGGGCAGAGGAUCUACGAGAAGAUGAUGAACACGGAGAACAACCUCCUGCAGACGAGGGACGAGGACGGGGGGACGUUCGAGCGAACCUUGGUGGCCUCCGAGUUCAUCGACUGGCUGUUAAAGGAGGGGGAGAUGGCGACCAGGGAGGAGGCGGAGCAGCUGGGACGCAGGCUCCUUGAACACGGCAUCAUCCAGCACGUCACCAACAAGCACCACUUUGUCAACGGGCCCCUCCUCUACCAGUUCAGGAUGAACUUCCGGCGACGGCGGCGUCUGAUCGAACUGCUCCACGAGCGCGGACGCUGCAUCCCAGAGAGCCACGACAGCCCCUUCUGCCUCCGCAAGCAGAACUCGGACGGAAGCAACAGCAGCUUCCUCUCAGUGAGUCCCACUAAAGAGAUCAAGGUGGUGGUGGGAGUUCGGCGGAGCAGCAUGAGCAGCAGCUGUGGCAGCAGCGGUUACUACAGCAGCAGUCCCACACUCAGCAGCAGCCCACCCGUCCUGUGCAACCCCAAAUCUGUUCUGAAAAGGCAAGUGAGUCCAGAGGAGCUGCAGACACCAGGAGGACCGUUCAUAAAGAAGACCUUCACAAUUGUGGGUGACGCCGUGGGCUGGGGCUUCGUGGUGCGAGGCAGCAAACCCUGUCACAUCCAGGCCGUGGACCCCGGCGGCCCCGCGGCCGCUGCUGGAAUGAAGGUCUGCCAGUUUGUGGUGUCCGUCAACGGCCUCAACGUCCUCUGCCACGACUACAGGACCGUCAGCAACCUGAUCCUGACUGGACCCAGGACCAUCGUCAUGGAGGUGAUGGAGGAGGUAUAACUGAGGGUGGAGGAGUAGUGCGAGCAGAGAAUUAGAGCAACGUGGACGACUUGGAAUGCAGCACACACUCUGCUUUAAUGACGACUGACUUUGUGUGAAGUAGAAGAGCCUGUAUUCUCUGGUUUUGCUUGUUUUUGGACCCAGACUUCAUCACGAAUCAGAUGCUGAACAUGAUCAGCGUUUCGGUGAAGCUCAAACAGUAACAAUAGUGAAGAACACUUAAUGCUGACACAGUAACCUCGUUUCCAGUUUGGGUAUGGAACCAUGGAAGCUCCUGACAGCUCAACACUGCCCCCUGCUGGCACAGGCAGGAGGACACCGGCACACAGCGUACGGGACGAAGUACCUCUGUUUUUAUAGUUGUUCCUUACUUGGAACCACAUAGUUAAAUAGAAAACACAAGUUUGUAUCUUUUGUCAUGUAAAAAUCUCCAGGGAAUUCACAGCUGAAGUGAUGCCACAGUAGAUUUCUGCAGAGCUACUGUGAUAAACUGCCUCCGACACUGACAGGGAUAAAAUAGACAGGAACUUUACUCACAAAUGCACAAACCGCACAGAAUAAAGCUAACGUCUAGAGUGUCGCCCACGUUUAAAUCGCUACAGCACUGACAGCAUGUAGGACGUUUUAAAGAAACCAUCUGAAUACUUCUGCACAAGAUGACACAAAUCAUUUAUAGCUUUUAGAGCCAAACCCUUAAGUAUAUCAGCACUUUAUAUAUCAAAUAAGCUCAUAAAAAUGGCAAAUGGACAAAAGCACUUGGGUUUUCUGCCUUUUGUUUUAGAUGUUAUUACUUUCACACAAAGCAAAUGAUCCAGUGCAGUAGUCUUUAAUGGAAUGAAGCAUUUCCAGGCAGAUACUGUAGAGUAACGUACAGUAAUGAUGCAGUCACUACACACAAAGCUACAACAUAGCUUAUUUUGUAGAAACAUGCUUUAAAACGUGUAGAGGUACCGGAGAAGCUCCUGUAGGUGUUUCUUAUAACCAAAUAAUGGGUUUGAUUUCCAGCUUGACUUGUAUGUUCGUUAGCAUUUGUAAUUAAUGGUGGUAGUUUUUAGGACUAAUACCUGAAGGGCUGGCAGAGCGCGGGGCAGCGGGAGGCGGGCGAGCUGUCUUUAUUUAGAAAAGCUGCAUAUUAUAGUGAGGGCAGUGUAUACCUGCUGCAUAUUUUCAUAUAUGAAUAAACUAAUCUUAAGGUGUCAAUCACAAAAGCACAUUUGCUCAUUUUCUACAGUGUGUGUGUAAGUGUAGGAUGGGAUUGUUCAUUCAUUCAUUUAAUUUUCAGUCCUUUGAGAAUCAAGUAAAAUUAAUUUAUCACCAGGGCAAAAAACAUUAAAGUGUUCACAUUAAUGUAAAAUAAUUAGAUUAAUAAGUAAAACUGAAGUCAGCAUUGUUGUUUCCUUAGACGACCCUAAAACAUAGUAACUGUAUAUUUGUAGACCGUCGCCUGCUUAGCAUAAAUAGUGCGUUCCAUUGUAUAUAAUGAACAAAGCAGAGCAUGGAGGAGCUCAUAUUCUACACACAGUACAGUAUGUGCCUGUAUCCGCGCUUGAGCCCCACAUCAGCACUUAGUAACCUGUGCCAAAACCAAACUUCACUGCCUGGUUCAGUGGACACACAGGAUAUGAGCCAAGUUAUUACUAAGCACAGUAAACAAGGUUGUUGUAAUGUAUGUUUUAUGGAACAUGUGUGUAGGAAAUCCUUAUUGCCAAACAAACAUAAUUAGUCACAGCAGGGUGUCUGUCGUCAGCCGCCAUCAUCAGUCUGACCCAUAGAGCAGAGUUCUGAGUUCACUGGAUCUGGGCCUUUGCUGAGAACCUACACUGCAUGAAUAUGACGCAGAACACAGAACUGGUUCACUGAACGUUCAUGAUCAAACUGAAUUAUCGGCUGUAAUGUAACAGUGUUGGUGAUUCUUGAAUCACAGGUUUUCCUUUCUCUUUUUGUCACAUUCAUUCUAAACACUUAAUGCUCAGCAAUGGCUUCGCUUCUUACUUACCUGAGUUUCCUACUUGUUUUGUCUAGAUAAUGAUCAGUAGCUUAACAUGUAAUGGAGAUGUUUCCUGUUUGUCUUUUUAAAAGCGACAGAAGUUGAUUGAUGUCAAAGAAGGGUUGUUGGAAAUAGAAAUAUGCAAAAGUGUGUGUCAGACUUACUAAUAUGAUCCUUGUGACAGUUCCCUGUGGCCAUAGUUCAAAUGUUUGCCUUAAGAGCUUGUUUUGCUGCUAAUCACAGUUGGUUGUGGUCUAAACUCUGAUCCUUGUAAAUGCUCAUUGUAUCAUGUGAUCACGCUUCAGUUACUGACAAUCAUUGUCUUUGUGAACCACGGCUUCUGGAGCCGCGCUGCCACUUUCGCACGGGGUUGUGUGAUGAUCGGGGUUCUUUGCUUCACGCUUCACUUGGAGGCCAGACCGGUCCAGCAGGUACGGCUGUGUGUCACGUUCUCUGCUCUCAGACUGAAUGUUUGAAGACGACACGCGGUACCACAGUGUGUCUGUGUCUGGCAAAGCAGCUGUUCUAAUGUAAUAAACAGUUACAUGUUUCAUUCGAA
This is a messenger RNA of Betta splendens (Siamese fighting fish), 4035 nucleotides long. RefSeq names its product DEP domain containing MTOR-interacting protein (gene deptor). Gene Ontology annotation, biological process: intracellular signal transduction. Bases 284 to 1489 code for a protein of 401 amino acids. Gene Ontology annotation, molecular function: protein binding. Lineage: Eukaryota; Metazoa; Chordata; Actinopteri; Anabantiformes; Osphronemidae. The record is from RefSeq and is a predicted model, not a curated record. The transcript has 10 exons.